This is a messenger RNA of Pseudozyma flocculosa PF-1, 603 nucleotides long. RefSeq lists its product as uncharacterized. Bases 1 to 603 code for a protein of 200 amino acids. The record is from RefSeq and is a predicted model, not a curated record. Gene Ontology annotation, molecular function: catalytic activity. Lineage: Eukaryota; Fungi; Basidiomycota; Ustilaginomycetes; Ustilaginales; Ustilaginaceae. The transcript has 5 exons.
AUGCCAUCGCUCCUCUCCUGCUUUGGCGGGAGCACCGAGUCCUCCAAGCCAUCCCCUUCGGUCCAGACACCUCUGCUACCCACACAGCAGCAACCACAGCAGCAUGGCCACGCGGGCACCCGGCCCGUCGACAAGUCCGUCGAUGCGAGCCGCUGCGUCUUUUGCGCCAUCACCCCCGAUCGCUUCAACAUCGUCCUCGAGGACGACGACUACAUCUGCUUCACCGAUCGCUCGCCCGCAGCGCAGCACCACCUUCUCGUCGUGCCGCGCAUCCACAUUGCCAACGUCAAGAGCCUCACGGCGCAGCACGUUGGAAUGGUCCGAGAGAUGCAGGCGCUGGGUGCAAAGGCGCUCCAGGUCGUCUCGCCCGAUGCCAAGGCCGAAAGGCGCUUCGGCUUCCAUAUCCCUCCAUUUACCAGCGUCGAUCACCUGCACCUGCACGCCCUCGAGCUGCCCUUCCGCUCGUCGUUGCGCUCUCUCAAGUACCGCAUCGCCGCCCCGCCAUCGAGCGGCUACCACAAGGGAUGGUCCUGGUUCGCCGAAUAUACCCAGGCGUGUGGCAUCCUCGCCGACGGAGGCAGGGUGUCGGUCGGCAGAUGCUGA